This is a messenger RNA of Lindgomyces ingoldianus, 2086 nucleotides long. RefSeq names its product P-loop containing nucleoside triphosphate hydrolase protein. Gene Ontology annotation, cellular component: nucleolus. The annotation marks the transcript as partial. Gene Ontology annotation, biological process: maturation of LSU-rRNA from tricistronic rRNA transcript (SSU-rRNA, 5.8S rRNA, LSU-rRNA). NCBI's taxonomy places the organism in Eukaryota, Fungi, Ascomycota, Dothideomycetes, Pleosporales, Lindgomycetaceae. The transcript has a single exon. Gene Ontology annotation, molecular function: nucleic acid binding; ATP binding; RNA helicase activity. The record is from RefSeq and is a predicted model, not a curated record.
GAGCCUUUCACUCAUUGCAAAUGCAGUGGUUAGUGUAUUUCUAGCUUUCUUUCUUCGCAUCUUCCAUCAUGCUUCGUCAGCCCUUUCGUUCCUGCCCUCUCUGUGAAGUCCGCGCCCUUGCACGAAACACGCAACGACUGCAACCCACAUAUCACCAAACCCGCCUGUACGUCCAAUUACAGCAAGAUCGAGCUGCUCGGUAUGCUGCAUCUGCCCCGAGAUCCCGGCCGCGAGGAGAUAGGCUCAGACCCUCUCGAAUGGUGCUAUCUGACACCGUCACUCGACCUCCACCACAUUCUUCAGACGGAAAGCCGGCUAGGAGGAAGCCAGAGCCGUUCUCCUACCUCAAUCGGACGAAAGUGCCACCAAUUCUUGAACUUCAGAGAGAGCAGGCGAGGAUUAGAAACACUGGUGAUAGGUUUCCUAAUGCAAGGAACGCGGAUCCGUCGAGGAAGAGGAGGUCCCGUCCAGAGCCAUACCAUGCGUUAAAGAUGCAACGAUCCCUCUCUGAAGUGACUUGGGGAUCAAGAGUGCACAUCAAGAGAACGAUCGAGCAGGUAGAAUCAUUCGAGGGCCUUCCACUGAGCGAUGCCGUAAAAGACGCGAUCAAAGACGCGCUGCCAGGUCUGGAAUACCGUACACCUACCCCAGCUCAACGUGUUGCUAUACCCGCACUCCUUGGGGUGGAAAGCAGAAAGCGAACGAGAAAUCCACUGCAAAAGACCGGACUAGAAUCGUUCCUCUUGGCAGCUGAGACUGGCUCUGGCAAGACCCUCGCAUAUCUUCUCCCAACAAUAGACGCUAUCAAACGCGAGGAAGUUGCCGAUGCCGAGGAGGAGGCGGUCGAAGAAUCCAAAAAAGCUGCUGCGAAAGCGGCCGAGAAAUGGAACGAUCUGUUCGACGUAGAGGAACCUGAACUUACCAAAGCCGUCGACUCAGCCCGUCCUCGCGCCAUCAUCUUGGUACCAACCGCCGAACUCGUUUCCCAAGUCGGCCAGGUUGCGAAGUCCCUCUCUCAUGUUGUCAAGUUCAGAGCUGGGCCUGUAUCCGCUGCUAUGACUCCGACUGUGAUCCGGAACCGACUUUUCAACGAACGCGGAGUCGAUGUUGUUAUUAGUACUCCUCCCUUACUGGCAAGCAUCGCUGAAAGCAAUCCCAACAUUCUCAGCCGUGUCACGCAUCUUAUCGUCGAUGAAGCCGACUCCUUAUUUGACCGAUCCUUUAAACCUAGCACCACCGAAAUCCUUGAGAAGUGCAACCCAUCACUUAAGCAGCUGGUCCUUUGCUCCGCCACGAUUCCUCGCUAUCUUGACAAGUAUCUCGCCGAACGCUACCCUAAAAUGAACCGUCUUGUCACCCCGAACCUUCACGCCAUUCCUCGACGUGUCCAACUUGGGGUUGUGGAUGUGAACAAAGAUCCCUAUCGCGGCAACAAGAGGCUUGCGUGCGCCGACACCAUAUGGCAGAUUGGUAGAGCGAAUGGCGACUAUGAUCCUGCCGAGGGUAAGGAGUUAGUCCAAACGAAGCGUAUCCUUGUUUUCGUAAACGAGCGAGAGGAAACAGAAGAGGUGGCCCAAUAUCUCGUUAAAAAGGGUAUCGACGCCCUCGCUUUCCACAGAGAUACGGAUCCUAACCGCCAGGCUAAGACUCUAGCAAGCUUCACGGGGACAGAAAAGCUUAAGAAAGAGGGACGGGGAGAGGAGAAGGGGAAGGAAGUGUCGAAGUCUGAAGCUACGCCUAGUAAACGACAUCUUCCCAAUACGAAAGUCAUCGUCACCACAGAUCUUGGCUCAAGAGGCAUCGACACCGUCUCUGUUAGACAUGUUAUACUGUACGAUGUACCGCACACUACUAUUGAUUUCAUCCAUCGACUUGGCAGGACAGGAAGAAUGGGACGACGAGGACGAGGCAUUGUGCUCGUAGGGCCAGGUGAUAGAGCGGAUGUAGUAAGAGAAGUUCGAGAUGCUAUGUUCCGCGGCGAGGCUUUGAUAUAAGCCCCCGCCUUCACUAUUUGUAUAUCAUGAUAUUUGGUAAGUGUAAGAUAUCCCCAAGGACAUAAACAUAGACUUCCUUGCAUCACAUGGUG